AUGGUCGAGUCAACACACCUGUACGACAUCCUCGGUGUGGCGCCGGACGCCUCGCCAUCCGACAUCAAGAAGGCGUACCGCAAACAGUCGCUCGCCAAUCAUCCGGACAAGAACCCAGAAAUCGACCCGGCAGUAGCCAACGAAAAGUUCGCCGAGAUCAACCACGCAUAUGAGACUCUGUCUGAUCCAGACUCGCGAGCUGCAUAUGAUCGAUACGGCGAUGAUGGUCCUGCUGGACCAGGUGGCGCUGGGGGCAUGCCUCCUGACAUGGACGACUUCCUGGCCAGCAUGUUCGGCGGCGGCAUGGGAGGCAUGGGGGGCAUGGGAGGCAUGGGAGGGAUGCCUCGUGGUCGACGUCCUCGUCGUACAAAGGGCGAAGAUGCGGUAAUCGAAUACUCUGUCACCUUGGCCGACCUUUACAAGGGCAAGACAGCGCAUUUCAACCUGACCAAAAAUGUCAUCUGCACCCAAUGCCAGGGAUCCGGUGCCAAACCUGGUCUCGCCGAAAAGGAAUGCGUCAAGUGUUCGGGCAAAGGCUCGGUGCUCCAACAACGCAGCAUGGGUAACGGCAUGAUCGCGCAAUCGUACGCCGAGUGCACCGACUGCCACGGCGAGGGCAAAAAAGUGCGCGACAAGGAUCGCUGCAAGAAGUGCAAGGGCGAGAAGACGACCAAAGCAAAAGCAAAGCUCGACGUCGAGAUCGAAAAGGGCAUGAUUGAUGGCCAGCGAAUCGUCUUCAAGGAAGCAGCAGACCAAGAACCAGGCGUCAAAGCAGGCGACAUCCUCAUCGAACUCAAGAUGCAGCAGGACGAUGCUUUCGAGGUCAAGGGUGUCGAUCUUAUGACGACGGUCCGAUUGACGCUGGUCGAAGCAUUGCUUGGAUUCUCACGGACAGUCUUGACACAUCUGGACGGCAGACACAUCAAAGUGACGCGCUCCAAGAUCACCCGACCCGGAGACAUUGACGUGGUCAAGGGCGAGGGUAUGCCGCAGUAUCGUGAUCGCAACCAGACCAAGGGCGAUCUCUACAUCCGAUGGGAGGUCGACUUCCCCACCGACGCACAGCUCGCUUCGGAUCCGGCUAUCCGCCAAGCGCUUCAAUCUGCACUACCGCCUCCGAGGCCGGAUCUGGAGACAACAUCAGACACGAUCGAGGACCAGGUGGAGCCGUCUCCUGCCAAGAUCGAACAGUUCGGCAGCAACCGCGCUCGCAUCCCUGGUCAAGGACAAACAGACGAUGAUGGCUGGGAGGACUACGAUGAAGCUGGUGGACAGGGACCGGGCAUGCAAUGUGCUCCGCAAUAG
Molecule: messenger RNA, 1305 nt
Organism: Sporisorium graminicola
Lineage: Eukaryota; Fungi; Basidiomycota; Ustilaginomycetes; Ustilaginales; Ustilaginaceae
Exons: 1
Coding region: 1-1305 (434 amino acids)
Biological process (GO): response to heat; protein refolding
Cellular component (GO): cytoplasm; nucleus; cytosol
Molecular function (GO): ATP binding; Hsp70 protein binding
Source: RefSeq, a predicted model, not a curated record